Molecule: messenger RNA, 273 nt
Organism: Protopolystoma xenopodis
Lineage: Eukaryota; Metazoa; Platyhelminthes; Monogenea; Polystomatidea; Polystomatidae
Source: the annotation of a GenBank genome assembly
AUGGCCAGCCAAGGAGGGUUCCAAUCCAGCCACUGCUCUGGCUAUCUCAGCUGGGCAGCUACACCUAAAUCCGCUAAUGACAGAACCAGAGUCUUACGACCCUCAACAAUGGAGUUCCGUAGCCAGACCCAUAUCCGCUGUUUCUAUGUUAGUGCCGGGAUUUGGACAGAUGACCAUUGGAACGCGCUUGACCGGACAGUUGAACAGGGAGACGUUUCAGCCAGCCGAAACAGCCUUUACCUACCUCACAGAGACGGGAAGACCAGAGUGUAG